Molecule: messenger RNA, 3685 nt
Organism: Pogoniulus pusillus (Red-fronted tinkerbird)
Lineage: Eukaryota; Metazoa; Chordata; Aves; Piciformes; Lybiidae
Gene: UBE2W
Product: ubiquitin conjugating enzyme E2 W
Exons: 6
Coding region: 295-750 (151 amino acids)
Source: RefSeq, a predicted model, not a curated record
GGGGAAAGGUACCUCCCCUUCUCUCCCUUCCCACCACAGUGGCUGUGGCGGCCAGCCCCAGCCGCGCUCUCGCCGCCGGGCUGCCCGCCGCGACUCGCUCUCGCCUCAGGACCUGGACGGGCGAGGCACAGCAGCAGCAGCGGCAGCCCAAGGCCGAGCCGCUCCCCGCCGCCCUCGCUCGGCGCAUGCCCAGCCGGCGGCACAGGAGCGCGGAGGCCGGCAGGGGCCGGACCGGCGGCGCUGCGUUCCUGGGUGCCCGGGCCGCCGGCGCGGAGGAGAGGGGGAGGAUCCAUCAUGGCGUCUAUGCAGAAGCGGUUACAAAAAGAGCUACUGGCGUUCCAAAAGGACCCGCCUCCGGGAAUGACGCUAAACGAGAAGAGCGUAGAAAACUCAAUUACACAGUGGAUUGUAGACAUGGAAGGUGCUCCAGGAACACUCUAUGAAGGGGAGAAGUUUCAGCUUCUAUUUAAGUUUAGUAGUCGGUAUCCUUUUGAUUCACCUCAGGUCAUGUUUACUGGAGACAAUAUUCCUGUUCACCCCCAUGUUUAUAGCAAUGGUCAUAUCUGUUUAUCCAUCCUAACAGAAGACUGGUCCCCAGCUCUCUCAGUGCAAUCUGUUUGUCUUAGCAUUAUUAGCAUGCUUUCCAGCUGCAAAGAAAAGAAGCGACCUCCAGAUAACUCAUUUUAUGUAAGAACAUGUAACAAGAAUCCAAAGAAAACAAAAUGGUGGUAUCAUGAUGACACAUGUUGAUGGCACCGUUUUGUGAUCCUCGUAGCAGAAGAUAGCCCUACUGAGAAAAUGAGCACUUUGAUCAUUCAGUCUUUGAACUUUAACCUUUGACUGGAAGGCAAUAAAGACUACUUCCUUUUGACUGCAUUCUUACUAGUGUGCAUUCUGGGCGCAUGUUGAUCUCUGGUUCAGUCCACGCAACUGACAUGCUUUUAUUAGUCAUACAGUAUUAAUGCAGGUGUCCAGAGACGUCAGAAUUAUUCCUUUUGGUGUUUUUUUUUUUUUCUUUUUAAUUAUUAUUUUAAGCUUUUUGGAAGAAUUCCAGGUCUUCAUAGAUAUUGUGCAAUAACACUGAGCUCCUUGGCGGUUUUGGUGCAGCCAUUGCCGGCAAUGGACAUUGUACCAGGGAAAGAGAUUUUACUUUAUUGUUACUUUUUUGUUUUCUUUUUCUGCUCCUGCCACAUACAAAAAAAAAAAAAAAAAAAAAAAAAAGAUUGACACAGGAGAGAGCUUCUGAAAAUUUUGGAUAUAUUUGGAUUGCAAGCAAGGGAUCUACCGGUACCUUAAAAGCCACCCAAUUUUUUUCUCUUUGGAUUCUAUGCACUUUGAUCACAAAACUAGCAGCAUGAGUGAGUGUACUUGGCUGAAGGACUGGAAGAAGAGCAUUGCAUAUUUAUUGCAUUUCUAUCUGCUGUCACAUGGGCUUGACAGAGAAGGUUUUUUUCACGUGACACUGGCAGAGAGGUACAAUGUUAUCCCUAUGGUGAAAUAAAACUACUUUUUGUAUAUAGUUAUUCAUAUCUCUGAAGCAAAGGUAUGAGUAAACUUAGGGUCUGAGUGAUGUAAUGGAGAAUUUAUUUUGGAGACAGGAGAGGAUGGCAGUGACAGAACAGAACUUUCUGUGGCCCGUAAUUGGGCUUGGAAUUUGUACUUUUCCAGCUUUUUCCAAAUAGAUUGCACACUGUUCUUUCCUGCUAGCCAUCAGCAUGAGCCCUGCUGCCCACACCGGUAUUUGGUUUGUUUCUAUGUUGGAGAGCAGUUCAUAGAACGUUUUGUUUGUUUGCUGGCAUUCACUGUUUCUUUUGUCAUUGUAUGUUAUGUUUGAAUGUUACAAACGGAUAUUUUAAUUGAAAAGCUUUGUCAGAAGAUAUUUUCAUGUAAAUUAUUUCUUUAUCUUGUAAGCAUCUUGUCUUCUAAACCUGUACUAUAAAAAAAAAUACAUUUUUGACAGAGGCUUAAUGUUUUGACAAAAAAAAAGUGUGGACCUUCUUAUUUAAGUUUAGACUAAAGUAUAUUUUCUUAACUUGCUUGUCCCAUGCAGCCAUACCAAUUUUUUUCCAGACUUACUUCACCAAAAAGGGGAAGAAGCCUCAAAUCAGUCUGAUGGUUCUUUUUCUUUCUCUGUGAAGCAACCUUUAUUGAAGUGGAAGUUGUUCUCCCCACUCUGUAACAUUUUGAUACUACAGUUAAGUUGUCUUUUUAGGAAGCACUUUUGUAAACUUAAUACCUUUACACACAUGCAAAAAUUUCUAUAAGUUGUUUUUUUUUUUUUAACUGUUGCCUUAUUGUUGCACUCAAAAAUAAUUUAAAAAUCAACUAAUGCAUGAAUGUAUAAAUCAAGUAACCACUUGAUUUAAAAACACACACAAAAAAAAAGCCAACACCCUGCCAGCCCCAAUCCAAAAUGAAUAACUACAAUAACAAGCAGUAAAAUUGGCUGAAAAUAGGGAUUUAACGUUAUUUUUUUUCUUAACUGCUGUAUGAUAACUGACAGGUUUUAUAGCUCUGUACAUACUUCUCUGUUACCUAACAUUUUAAACCAUUUUAAACCAGUAUAGAUGCUUAACUCAGGGUGGAGAGAGUUCAGAUGGAUUUGCUUCAGAGAAGUCUUUGGUAGAGCAGCUGAGUUGCAGAUAUUGCCAGUGAUGUGAGGCUACAAUAAUAUACUUCAGGAACUGUGGGGGUUUUCUACUGUAUUGAAAAUAUCUCUUGGCCUUUUGAAAUGCAAUGGUAAAGAUCUCACUUUGGCUGUACAUUGGAUGUGUGUCUGUGUUUUCACAAUGAGCCUUUACAACCUAGAAUUCAGUUUCUUCAAAGAGCCCUAAAUGAUAACUAAGCAAAUGAAAUAGUUCUGCUCCUGGCUUUUUGUUUAGCAAAAAUGUGAUCGUUGUGAGUUAAUGCAACUGGUUAUUGUUGGAAGUGGUUGAUAUGAGAGAGCAGUAAUCCAAGACUCCAUCUGUAUGUUCAUGCUGACUGCUCUGUAUGGAUUGCACCAACUGAUGCAUCUUGGAGAGAUUUGGGUGAACGGUUCACCUGAUGGAUCCUGUCAAACAGCCUGCAGGAAAGAGACCUUAUUGUGCCACUGUGAGAGCCUGGCUUUCUACUGUCGCCAGCAAUGCCUGGUGAGAAAGGGCAGAAGAGACUAGGCCUGCCUAGAGACAGGGAGUCUCAAUGGCUUUCAAAUGGCCCUCAACGACCUCCUUUCUGGAGCUACAGGCCAGACCUGUUCCUGGCAGAUGGAUUAACAGUGGGAAGAGAUGAGUUCUGCGUAGGUGGAGCUCUGUCUUUUCCUGGAGCUGAUGUCUCUAAAAUACUGCAGCUGCACCAUGGAAAGGCCUGUGCUGGAGAGGGCUCAUGCAAAUCAGCACAGCCUCCCUACGUGAAUGGGAGAGGCCACCCCACACCUGAAAGGUAGAAAGGGACAGCAGUACUUUGAGUCCAGGUGUUGCAUCCACCACAGAAGCCCUCGCUGGAUGCACACCCACAACUGAAGAACCUAGACUAAUCCCAUGAGACGUCGCUGGAUCCAAGGGUGGUGAUGAUCUUUUUUUUUCUUACUUCUUUCCCUCUCUCUUCUCUAUUUUCCUCUCCUUUCUUCCAACCAAGCGUCCUUAAGGCACAAGUGACCAAAAGCUUUCCUAUGAGGCUCCUUGAUUCCAAUAAACUGAACUCAUUA